GCAGAGGCGGGGGGUGAGUCCAGUCCACUCUCCGAACACACGUUCCCACACUCCUCCGGGGCGCAGGACGCACGGAGGACGCACGGAGGACGCACGUUCACAAGACGCCGAGAGGUCGAACGAACUCAGCGCAGCGACGUUCAAUUACCUCGGGCUUUAGAGGCAGUCAAAAGUGUAAAGAGCUUUCCUUCCGUCUUCCUGUUCUGCGCCUUGCACCUCGGGUAGCGCGGGAUCGUUCUUCCCUCCAGCGAGCCAUGACGCGCGGACAUCACGGGAGCGUGUGCGCAACGCUUUGGAUUCAUAUUGUGAGGAUUGGUGUCGGAACGAACGAGGACGCUGCGUAAAAGGAAAAACCUAAACUCCCCCAAGUGUGACCAGUGAAGUUUGUUUCAAUCCCCCCCAGAGUAAGAAUGGGGCCGUCAUCCAUCCUGCUUCUCCUGGCUUUUUUGGGUCGGGCCCAAGGCUCCUCCCUGCACUACUCCGACGGCCUCUCCAGCCGCCUCUCCCUGGAGAAGACCUUCGGCCGGGCGGUCAGAGACUCCCAGUGCCACCACAUGCUGAAGCACCUUCACAACGGAGCCCGGAUCACUGUGCAGAUGCCUCCCAACGUGGAGGGUCACUGGGUGUCCACCAGGUGUGAGGUGAGACCGGGGGCGGAGUUCCUGACGCGCUCCUACAGUUUCUACGCCAACAACACCUUCCAGGCUCACCAGUUCUACUACGAGGACAACCACUGCACCAGGCCCACCUACACGCUGGUGGUCCGCGGGCGCCUGCGCCUGCGCCAGGCCUCCUGGAUCAUCCGCGGCGGCACGGAGGCCGAGUACCACCUCCACCGCGUCCAGAUGGUGUGUCACACGGCCACCGUGGCCAAAGAGCUCAGCCAGAGGCUCAACCACAGCUGCCGCGGGGCGGCGAGGGGCCCCUGGGAGCCCGGCAGGAUCUACGAGCUGUGGAGCGAGGAGGGCGGCCACGACUGCUCCCGGGAGCUCAACUUCGCCAUGCACGAGCUGCAGCUGCUGCGGGUGGAGAAGCAGUACCUGCACCACAACCUGGAUCACCUGGUGGAGGAGCUGUUCCUCGGAGACAUCCACACCGAGCCGUCGCAGAGGCUCUACUACAAACCGUCCAGCUACCAGACGGCCCUGCAGAACGCCAAGAACCACGACCACGGCUGCAUCGCCUGUCGGAUCAUCUUCCGCUCCGACGAGUUCCACCCGCCCAUCCUGCCGCCGCGGGCCGACCUCACCGUGGGCCUGUACGGCCAGUGGGUGAGCCAGCGCUGCGAGGUGCGGCCCGAGGUGCUCUUCCUCACCCGCCACUUCGUCUUCCACGACAACAACCACACGUGGGAGGGCCACUACUACCACUACUCCGACCCCGUGUGCAAACACCGCACCUUCACCAUCUACGCCCGCGGGCGCUACAGCCGGGGGCUCCACUCCACGCGGGUCAUGGGCGGGACGGACUUCGUCUUCAAAGUGAACCACAUGAGAGUGACGCCCAUGGACUUGGCCACCACCUCGCUCCUCAACGUCUUCAACGGCAACGAGUGCGGCGCGCAGGGCUCCUGGCAGGUCGGCGUGGAGCAGGACGUCACCACCACCAACGGCUGCGUGGCGCUGGGCAUCCGGCUGCCGCACACCGAGUACGAGCUCUUCCGCAUGGAGCAGGACGCGCACGGCCGCUACCUGCUCUACAACGGCCAGCGGCCCAGCGACGGCUCCAGCCCCGACCGGACGGAGAAGCGCGCCACGUCCUACCAGAUGCCCCUGGUCCAGUGCUCGGCGAGCAGCCAGCCGCCCGACUACAGCCGAGGGAGCGACGGCGACAGGCCCCUGCGGCACCACAGUGACUGCGCCGGGUGGCACGCGGGCCGCCAGACCCGCGCCGCCGCGGCUUCGGUUGCGCUGGUCACGUCCGUGCUCCUUUUCCGGCAGAGCUAGGGAGCAGUCUGACACGGGACAAAGGGUGUGGAUCACGAUGGCGGACUGUGGGAAGACGGCCCCGCAAUGCAAACUUCCCCUUUGUGACGAGAACGAGGAUGAGAAACCGGUGCCUCCGAUCCUCUGAACCACCAAAGACUCUGCACCGCAGGAACUGCACUUUACAGUGGAACCAAAGACGGACUCAACUGUGUUUCCACAAAUAUACAAAGAUGUCUAUAUAUAUAUGUAUAUGUAUAUCCACACAGACCUGAGUGUAUGUUUUUAUACAGUGUAUUUACCUACAACCAUCAAGUCAUUUCUUGGUUUGGGUUUUCAUGACCUGGGGCGUGGAAAGGUUUUCUACGAUGAACUGACAAUAAGCUCCUUGUCUGGAGGAGAGAUGCUCGUGAGUUACUGUUUACUGUGUAAAAAAAAAAAAAAGGGAACUACCGUACUUCUAUUAAAGCAAUUUCUUUAAAUAUAGCCUGAACUCAACAGCAGUUUUCUGUCAUCUAUUUCACAUAAAGGUCGUACAGUUAUUUCGGAUACAACAGAACUCCAUCUAUUCCUCCUGCAGGUCAUUAUCUCAUCACCGUUGCUGCAGCUUCACCGGUCUCCUAUAUGGGGAAAUAUGGGAAAUAAUAGGACUGGGAAAUAUGAAUAGUUUUCUGAUAUCAGCACAGUAAAUUAUUCUACAUCUUUUACAUGUGUAAAAUGCAUAUGGUUUUAAAUUACAAUUUAUUUGUUAUAUUUUUGCAAACAAUAUGAUCAUGACAUGAUGACCGGAUGAUAUUGAAUCGUUACCUUGUCUUCUGUGCACUCGCGUCGCUUUUACAUGGUUUAAGUACUGUAUAUCACACUGAGGCUUUGUUUUCAUAAAUCUGGGAAAAACAAAUCUGUUCAAUAAAAAAUACAAAUAAA
Scophthalmus maximus (turbot) is the source of this 2849-nucleotide messenger RNA. Its product is annotated as protein APCDD1-like. Gene Ontology annotation, cellular component: plasma membrane. Gene Ontology annotation, biological process: negative regulation of Wnt signaling pathway. The record is from RefSeq and is a predicted model, not a curated record. Gene Ontology annotation, molecular function: Wnt-protein binding. Bases 411 to 1946 code for a protein of 511 amino acids. Lineage: Eukaryota; Metazoa; Chordata; Actinopteri; Pleuronectiformes; Scophthalmidae. The transcript has 5 exons.